AUGGCGAUCAAGCGCUCAUCAAUAUACGUAAGGCUGCUGAAAAGCAGCACACGAAUUCCGCAAUCGACGAAACAAACCAGCAAACGAUUCUCACUCUGCUUAAGCGGCCAUAGUUUCAGCGCAUCUAGCCGCACAGAAAUCGACGGAUAUGCGUUCUGCUCAGGCCUAAGCGCACUAAACCUAUCUUAUGAAAUAAACCAGAACCUUCAGGGUAUAAUCCCUCCGAUAGCCUACCUGAUAAGAGGCGCAGUCUUCCGGCCUCGAUACGAAGGCUGCGAAACGAGUCAGUCAGGCAGGUUUUCUCUAGAUAUACGUCCUCUAAGUGAGCUAGUGGAUAUGUACCACACCCGCAAGGCUACCAACCCUCUCGAUAAGAUUUACGCCCUGCUCGGUAUAAGCUCGGAUAAUCACGAUGAUCUCAAUAAAGCAGGGUUAUUGCCUAACUAUUAG
Clonostachys solani is the source of this 450-nucleotide messenger RNA. NCBI's taxonomy places the organism in Eukaryota, Fungi, Ascomycota, Sordariomycetes, Hypocreales, Bionectriaceae. The record is from the annotation of a GenBank genome assembly.